Abrus precatorius (Indian licorice) is the source of this 1235-nucleotide messenger RNA. RefSeq lists its product as uncharacterized. Bases 34 to 1056 code for a protein of 340 amino acids. The transcript has 4 exons. Lineage: Eukaryota; Viridiplantae; Streptophyta; Magnoliopsida; Fabales; Fabaceae. The record is from RefSeq and is a predicted model, not a curated record.
AAAAAGGGUAAGGCCUCAGCUCUUACAGAAGAAAUGUAUAGGAAAAUUGGAGGGAUGAUGUUGAUAGGGCUUUUGGCCUUUGCGUAUAAAGAAAUUCAGGCACCACCGGCAAGAACAUGCGGUUCUGCAGGUGGUCCUCCGAUCACAGCUCCAAGAAUAAAGCUGAGAGAUGGAAGACAUUUAGCAUAUGCAGAAUAUGGUGUUCCCAGAGAAGUAGCGAAGAACAAGAUUGUAUUCUUACACGCCUUUGCAUCUUCGAGACAUGAUACUAUGGUUGCAACAAGCCUUCCCCAGGGACUUCUCGAGGAACUGGGAGCUUACAUCGUGUCUUUUGAUAGAGCUGGUUAUGGAGAGAGUGAUCCUGAUCCUAAUCGAACAGUGAAAAGUUUGGCUCUUGAUGUUGAAGAGCUUGCAGAUAAAUUGGGACUUGGAGCUAAGUUUUAUGUCAUGGGAUUUUCCAUGGGAGGACAAGCUGUUUGGGGUUGCCUCAAGUUCAUUCCUCACAGACUUGCUGGUGCAACACUGUUGACGCCAGUAGUCAACUAUUGGUGGCAUAACAUUCCAAAGAACAUGUCGACAAAGGCAUUCUACGAGCAACCAAAACAAGACCAAUGGUCACUGAGAGUUACUCACUAUGUUCCAUGGCUAACUCACUGGUGGUUAACUCAGAAGUGGUUUCCUUCAUCAAGUGUUGUUCAACUCAAUCCUGCUGUUUUCUCCCACCAAGAUUUGUCAAUCCUUUCCAACCUCUUCAGACCACAUCAGUCACAGGUGCAACAACAAGGUGAUGCUGAAUCCGUUUGUCGUGACUCAAUAGUUGGAUUUGGAAGUUGGGAUUUUGAUCCACUUGAUAUUGAUAACCCUUUUCCAGAUAAUGAAGGUCACGUUCAUCUAUGGCAAGGCGAUGAUGAUCAUCUUAUCCCUGUUAUGCUACAACGUUAUAUUGCCCAAAACAUUCCUUGGAUUCAAUACCAUGAAUUGUCUGGUGCUGGACACAUGUUUCCAUACCUAGAGGAAGUGAGUGCAGCUAUCAUCAAAACACAAUUAGCCGAUUAAAAAUUACUAUAAAUUUCAAUUAGUCAUCAAGAUUGUUCGGAUUGAUCAUUUUAAUGAUUGGGGUUUUAAAUUUUUUGUUAGUCUUAACUUUAUUUAAUGUCAUUUACUUUAAUUACUCUUUUUUAGUAUUAAUUAAUAUAGUAAAAAUUGAAAUAAAAAGUUAAAAUAAUGACUUUUGG